Messenger RNA from Micropterus salmoides (largemouth bass), 1816 nucleotides. It is a transcript of the gene ptrh1, whose product is annotated as peptidyl-tRNA hydrolase 1 homolog. Gene Ontology annotation, molecular function: peptidyl-tRNA hydrolase activity. NCBI's taxonomy places the organism in Eukaryota, Metazoa, Chordata, Actinopteri, Centrarchiformes, Centrarchidae. The record is from RefSeq and is a predicted model, not a curated record.
UUACAGUAUGCUAACCUUAGCACGCUAACGGUACCGGUUAAAGUUAGUGGUACAGAGUUGUGACAUGAAUACGAUGUAAAAAUGUAAAAAGGUCAGAGGUUCGUGUAAAAGUGAAGUUUCUUAUAAUAGCGUCACCUAACACAAUAAAGACAAUACAGAUAAAUAUGGCGUUAGAUUAAGUUCAGAUAUAGUGAAUCCCCUUGAGAAAUCAGUCUAAUGACAUAAGUGUUUUCUCACUGGGAAUGUUGUUUAUAGCUGACAGUCUUUAUUAAUGGGCCGAUUGAAAAGAGCCACCGUUUUAAGUAACGUUACAUUGUGUUGUUAUUUGUUGCUCUUUUUUAAGAAGCUGUUGAACUUUGUCACAAUGCGACGACUUUUAACACGAGUCAUUAACCGAGUUCUGCUGAGCGAGCUGUUCACGCCUGCGAUGGGCAUUGAAGCAGAAAUACACACACAAGGCCGGCGAAAGCUGGUGGUGGGGCUGGGUAACCCGGGGAUGGAGAGUACCAGACACAGCGUUGGCAUGGCGGUGCUUGGCGCGCUCGCCUCCCGUCUUGGCGCGGAUGACCGUUGGCGCAGCGACAAGCACGUGUCCGGUGAGGUCAUCGUGUCAGAGGUACAACACACACAUGUGGUGCUGCUCCGUCCCAGGCUGCUGAUGAACGUCAACGGAGUGUCAGUGGCCAAAGCAGCUGGUAAAUAUGGGAUUAAGCCUGAAGACAUCCUGCUGGUCCACGAUGAACUGGACAAACCUCUGGGGAAAAUUGCCAUCAAACAUGGAGGAAGUGCCAGAGGUCACAAUGGAGUCCGCUCCUGUGUAGACUGUCUUCAGACUGAUGUGAUGCCCAGACUUCGGGUUGGGAUCGGCCGGCCGACAGGGAAAGCCUCUGUGGAGCGUCACGUCCUUGGCCGGUUCUCCUCAGAGGAGCAGAAGGUUCUGGACUCUGUUUUGGUCCAGAGCGUGGACCUCCUCCUCUCUGAACUCUCCCAGCAAGACUCCCAGUCCCCCUCCUCACCAGCAGGGGGCAGACCAGCAGCACAGAAGGAGGGAAGGCGCUCAGCCUCUCCAGCUGAGGACUCUGCUGCUGCUCAGAGCUGAAGCUCAAAUUUUCUGAUCUCAACUCUGUUUUUAAAAACAGAAGGAGAAAACAUGAACCUUUACAGGCAGAGGAUCUUGACUGAGACGGUAUUUAUUCUCUGCUGUGAAUUAAAGGUGACAUACAUUUCUACAGAGCGUGACGUCGUCUCAGGAGCUGGGGUGUAACCACAAAAAUAGGCCAGAAUGUUCUAAAGGGAUGGAGAACACGACCUCUAGCAGCAGAUCUGCAACUAACUGUGCGUGUGAAUGAAUUUUUUAAAAGUCGUUUACACUAUCAAAUGGGACAUAUCAAAUAAUAAUGACUGUUCACUAACACAAGUUGCCAGUCUGAACGGCAUUGAUCAGUAUUGAUUACUACCACCAAGGAGUGUUGUGUUUUUACUCAUAUUUGACUGAUUGUUCGCUGCCUCUGAUUCCUCAAAAACCUGAGAACAGGUUUCAGUAAGAUGUGGUGUAACGUUGGUGUAACAUUGCAAAUGUGACACUUUUGAAAUGUGUUGCUAUUUUCUGAUGAAAUACUGAACACGAAUGCAAGAAACAAUUAUCAUGUACAUGAAUCCAGUGGCUGUCUGUCAUACUGUUUUAUUUUGUAGGUUAAAGAUUAUUCUGAUUAAUAUAACAAAGCAAAAGGACUGUGAAGCCUUGGUGGAGACAGUGGAGCCCAGCUGAUUGCUUUUAGGACAAAUCUGUAGCAAUAAAAUUGCCAUAUAAAGCUAA